CCUUCAGCCUUUUUUAUUUUUUUCUAGUUCUCAUAGAUUUUGCCCUAAUUUAAUCUUUUCAAAACCUUACUCUGUUACGGUCAGCUAUUCCUCUUUAGCCCUAAAUUCGUAUAUUUAUUUGGAUUAAGAACUUAUAUUAUUUAUGGAAAUUCAUUCAUCAGAUUGAAAAGAGAAGAAAAAAUGGAAGAAGAGAGAGGAGGAGGAGAAGUGAAAUCAUUUAAAGAAUUGGGAGUAAUUGAAGAAUUAGUUGAAGCCUGUGAUAGUUUAGGCUGGAAAAAUCCUUCCAAAAUCCAAGCUGAUGCUAUUCCUCAUGCCCUCCAAGGUAAGGAUUUGAUUGGGUUAGCACAGACUGGUUCUGGGAAAACCGGUGCAUUUGCUCUGCCAAUACUUCAGUCAUUAUGGGAAGCUCAACUUCAAGAUCGAGCUGCUCCUGCCUUCUUUGCUUUAGUUCUGUCUCCAACUAGGGAACUUGCUAUUCAGAUAUCUGAGCAGUUUGAGGCUUUAGGUUCUCGCAUUCGUGUGAAGUCUGCUGUGCUUGUUGGAGGGGUAGAUAUGGUACAGCAGAGUAUUCUGCUAGGCAAACGACCACAUAUCAUUGUUGCAACUCCUGGACGUCUUGUGGAUCAUUUGUCCAAUACCAAAGGAUUUUCUCUUCGUUCUAUUAAGUACUUGGUCCUAGACGAGGCUGAUCGGUUGUUAAAUGAGGAUUUUGAGAAAUCACUUGAUGAUAUUCUUAAUGCCAUUCCUCGUGAACGGCGAACAUACUUGUUUUCUGCUACCAUGACUAAAAAGGUGCAAAAGCUGCAGAGAGCAUGCUUAAGAAAUCCUGUCAAGAUUGAAUCAGCGUCCAAAUAUUCUACAGUUGACACCUUGAAGCAGCAAUUUCGUUUUGUACCGGCUAAGCAUAAGGACUGCUAUCUUGUGUAUAUCAUGAAUGAAAAGUCUGGAAGUACGUCAAUGGUUUUCACGCGCACGUGUGAAGCCACCCGUCUUUUAGCUUUGAUGCUUCGGAAUCUUGGGUACCGGGCUAUUCCUAUAUCUGGACAGAUGUCCCAGGAUAAAAGACUGGGUGCCUUGACUAGAUUUAAGUCCGGAGAAUGUAAUAUUCUUAUAUGUACCGAUGUUGCUAGCAGAGGCCUUGAUAUUCCGUCAGUUGAUGUGGUCAUUAACUAUGAUAUCCCCACGAACUCAAAGGAUUAUAUCCACCGAGUAGGAAGAACUGCUCGUGCGGGGAGAUCCGGGGUUGCUAUAUCAUUGGUGAAUCAAUACGAGCUGGAGUGGUAUAUCCAGAUUGAGAAACUUAUCGGAAAAAAGUUGCCAGAAUUUCCAGCCCAAGAAGAGGAAGUUUUGCUAUUCUUGGAACGAGUCUCAGAAGCCAAACGCUUAUCAGUCAUGAAAAUGAAGGAAACGGGAGGCCAUAAAAGAAAAAGAGGGGGUGAUGGAGAGGAAGAGGUCGAAAAGUUUCACGGGAAGAACAAGAAGUUGUCAAAUAACAAGUCAAGUCGACGACGAUAAGUGAAGAUCAUGCAUCAGAAUUUUGGUUUUAUCUUUUGCCUUUCCCUUUUCUUUAGUUCAGUUGGCUGUGUAAAUUUAAAAAGUUUAUGAAUUCCUGCAACUGAUUUAGGAUCUUAACAACUGUUAAGCCCGUUCCAUUUUAUUCUGAAUAUUUUUAUAA
Molecule: messenger RNA, 1675 nt
Organism: Erigeron canadensis
Lineage: Eukaryota; Viridiplantae; Streptophyta; Magnoliopsida; Asterales; Asteraceae
Product: DEAD-box ATP-dependent RNA helicase 10
Exons: 13
Coding region: 181-1515 (444 amino acids)
Molecular function (GO): nucleic acid binding; ATP binding; RNA helicase activity
Source: RefSeq, a predicted model, not a curated record